AGAGGGAGGGCAUUCAUUCAGCUAUCUGUACUCUUACCUGGGAGAAAGAGUGUUCUCCAUUGUUGUUGGUUUGAGCCCAGGAGGCCACCAUGGAAAUGCAGAUGGGCAAUGACGGGAUGGUGAAGGUGAAAGAGUGGCAGCAGACAUACUAUGCCGGGGACUCUGGGAUCCAGUCAGGAGCCACCACAGUGAGGACAGAUAACGAUGGGACCGAAUACAGCACCAAGCACUACAGCACCGUCACCACCACCGUCGUCUCAGAGAACCCUGCUGAAGUGGAGUCUCAGUAUGCCCUGACCCGGGCCCAGCGUGUCCGAGCGGCCAUGUUCCCAGAAACGGUGAUGGAGGGCACGGCCAUCCUGUCCACCCAGACUGACCCGUCCCAGAUGACCAACGUCCAGCGCCUGGCCGAGCCCUCGCAGCUCCUCAAGACGGCCAUCGUCCACCUCAUCAACUACCAGGAUGACGCCGAGCUGGCCACGCGUGCCAUCCCCGAGCUCACCAAGCUGCUCAACGAUGAGGACCAGGUGGUGGUCAACAAAGCCUCCCUGAUCGUCAACCAGCUGACCCGUAAGGAGGCGUCUCGCCGGGCGCUGAUGUCGUCUCCCCAGAUGGUGGCGGCGGUGGUGCGGGCCAUGCAGAACACUGGGGACAUGGAGACAGCCCGGGCUACAGCCAGCAUCCUCCACAACCUGUCCCACCAGAGAGAGGGUCUGCUCUCCAUCUUCAAGUGCGGGGGCAUCCCUGCCCUGGUCCGCAUGCUCAGUUCUCCCAUGGAGUCUGUGCUGUUCUAUGCCAUCACCACCCUCCACAACCUGCUGCUGCACCAGGAGGGAGCCAAGAUGGCGGUGCGCCUGGCCGACGGCCUGCAGAGAAUGGUGCCUCUGCUGAAGAAGAGCAACCCAAAGUUCCUGGCCAUCACCACAGACUGCCUGCAGCUGCUGUCCUAUGGCAACCAGGAGAGCAAGCUAAUCAUCCUGGCUAACAGCGGUCCGGAGGGCCUGGUCCACAUCAUGAGGAACUACAGCUAUGAGAAGCUCCUGUGGACCACCAGCCGCGUGCUCAAAGUGCUCUCUGUCUGCCCCAGCAACAAACCUGCCAUCGUGGAUGCUGGUGGGAUGCAGGCUCUGGGGAUGCACCUGACAGGCUCCAGUCAGCGUCUGAUGCAGAACUGUCUGUGGACCCUGAGGAACCUGUCUGAUGCCGCCACUAAACAGGAGGGUCUGGACAGUCUUCUUCAGACCCUCGUUGGUCUCCUGAGCUCUGACGACGUCAACAUGCUCACCUGCUCCACUGGCAUCCUCUCCAACCUCACCUGCAACAACGCUCGCAACAAGGCCAUGGUCACCCAGGGCAACGGCAUCGAGGCGCUCAUCCACGCCAUCCUGAGGGCGGGAGAGAAGGAGGACGUGGCGGAGCCGGCCGUGUGCGCCCUGCGUCACCUGACAUCGCGCCAUUCCGAUGCUGAGGUGGCCCAGAAUGCUGUGCGCAUGCAUUAUGGUAUUCCCGCUAUCGUCAAGCUGCUCAACCAGCCCUACUACUGGCCGGUCAUUAAGGCUGUGGUUGGUCUGAUCCGUAACCUGGCACUGUGCCCAGACAACCAGACCCCUCUGAGGGAUGCGGGGGCCAUCCCCCGCCUGGUCAAUCUGCUGCUCAAAGCCCACCAGGACGCCCAGAAACACGGCUCCGCCGCACAGCAGACAUACCAGGAUGGCGUGAGGAUGGAGGAAAUUGUGGAGGGGUGCACAGGGGCCCUGCACAUCAUGGCAAGAGACCCCAUCAACAGGGGAGAGAUCGCCAACAUGCAGACCAUCCCACUCUUUGUACAGCUGCUGUACUCUCCAGUGGAGAACGUGAAGCGCGUGUCAGCGGGGGCUCUGUGUGAGCUGGCCCUGGACAAACACUCUGCGGAGAUGAUCGACGCAGAGGGCGCCUCGGCACCACUCAUGGAGCUGCUGCACUCUAACAACGAGGGCAUCGCCACCUAUGCAGCCGCUGUCCUCUUCCGCAUCUCCGAGGACAAGAACUCCGACUACAAGAAGCGUGUGUCCGUGGAGCUCACGCACUCCCUGUUCAAGCACGACCCCGCCGCUUGGGAAAUGGCCCACAACGCUGUCCCCAUGGAGGCAGGCUACCCAGCAGACGAGCUGGACGCAGGCUACAACCAUUAUGGAGACUACCCUGCUGACAUGCCCAUGGAUGGGGAGAUGGGCAUGUCCGAUGUUGAAUACCAGAGCGGUGGCGUGACCUACGACAUGAGGCAACCGGGAUAUGCUGACCACUAUUAGGACAAGGACACUGAAGGGAUGAGAAGAUGAGAGAUGGGGUGAAGCAGCAGAAGAAGAGGAGAAAUCACAGAGAGAAUCUUCAAAUGGAGUGAUGUCAAUCUGUCUCUGCUCACCUCCAUGUAAUAUAUGCAAUUAUCACUGACUGUGGGACUCGGAAUCUAACAGGGCUUACCUUCUGUUUUCUAAGAAUAAUGAUGAUGAUGCACAUAGGUUUUUAGUCGAAGACGUUUUAAGGGUGUGUGUGCUUUUCGAUGGGUAAUCUAUGCCAAAGAGAUUUUAUUUUGUGAUGAUAAUCAUGUAGCUUCCUUUUUUUUUUCUCAAUACUAGUUGAAAACACUGCCAGAGGUGACUCGACAACGAUGUGUACUGUACAGCUCACCUGCUCAUGUUUCCUUUCUUCAGCCUUUGUAAUGGACACUGCUGUUUUAACUGUUUCUUUUAACACUAUUUGCUGUUAACAUUCUUCCCACUGUGUCUCUCGAGAGUCUGCAUGAGUUAAUUCACAAGUUAGUAGUGAGUUAAUUCAUGAGCUAGUGGUGUAAUAUUCUUACAUGGACUCUCACACAGUAGAAGAGAACAACCCAAUAGAUGGGAUUCUACUGGAGGCCCGAAAUCAAGAACCUUCGGUCGAAUGCUACUGACAGGGAAUUUGUCUUUCUACAUAAUGUUUUUACUUCAAUUUUGUUUAAGAAAAUAAAGAAUAUAUUAAAGUACA
Coregonus clupeaformis (lake whitefish) is the source of this 3003-nucleotide messenger RNA. It is a transcript of the gene jupa, whose product is annotated as junction plakoglobin a. Gene Ontology annotation, molecular function: protein phosphatase binding; alpha-catenin binding; transcription coactivator activity. The record is from RefSeq and is a predicted model, not a curated record. Lineage: Eukaryota; Metazoa; Chordata; Actinopteri; Salmoniformes; Salmonidae. Gene Ontology annotation, cellular component: adherens junction; catenin complex. Gene Ontology annotation, biological process: cell adhesion; positive regulation of transcription by RNA polymerase II.